Molecule: messenger RNA, 4242 nt
Organism: Daphnia pulicaria
Lineage: Eukaryota; Metazoa; Arthropoda; Branchiopoda; Diplostraca; Daphniidae
Exons: 7
Coding region: 531-4055 (1174 amino acids)
Source: RefSeq, a predicted model, not a curated record
UUGUUCUGUGUUGAUGCUUGACUCAGUGACCUGUUUUACCACAGAUUCUUUAAUCUGAACAUGGAUAAUUCUUGUUGUUUUAAACGGCUAUUCUGCCAGACACGCUCUUCCACCGGAAACAUUUCGUUUCUAACGUAUAACCUAUUAAUGCCAAAGCGGAACUAUUCAGAACUGUUGGACCCAGCGGAGAUCUUGUCCGCGAACUAUACAACUCUGGGCGACUUGAACAAACAUGCACGCAAGAGACGAGCAGUAAAAACAGCGUUCGUUUUAUUAGAUCCGGGGUUGCAGUCGGCAUCGGUAAAGCAUCCGCAUCCUGAAAGAGGCCCGUAAGUGAGACAUUAAAGCAUGUCUCGAAGGCAUAAGUCAUACCAAUAACGCUCUGUCAGUUCUGUACCACCGACUACAAGUAGACGACAAACCCCGACAACUCGCGACAGUCAUCUGUCUGUUACUGAAACGAAAAGUGUAGCGGAGAUUGCGUGUAACGUGGCGAACAAAACUUCAGGUUGAACGGAUUCUUAGGCAUAAUGGAUGUUACCUGCGAUCCUAGAAUUUUAAUUUGUAUUCUCUUGCUCUUUCCAUUGGCCUUUAUUUCCAAUAUCACUAGUGACCCUAUUCGAAUCCACCGCCUUUCGUCCGAAGCAUCACUCAAAUUAUCCACCGACGUUAUCGACAAUCCAUGGAAACAACGACUGGGAAAGAUAUCAACACCUCAUCAAUUGAAAGUGCGGAAAUGGAGUGUCGAGGAAAUCUUACCUCCGUUGGAAAGUUCGAUCGUUCCAUCAUCUGAAAGCGAAUUGAAAAUCCUACCACCAAAACUGUGGCUGAGUUUAUUUAAUAAUCUACAAGUAGCGACCACUAAGGGAUGCACUUGCACUGAUCCUAACCCGCAAGGAGCAACUUUUGGACGCGUUUGCUCGACGACUUGUUUGAAACCGGAGACGUGGUGUAAAUUGCAAACCUGCACUCGUUCGACUACUUUGUCGAUUCUUUAUUCCCUAUUUACUGGAGAACAAAUUCUAGGACAAGAUACAAUCACCUUAUCACAUGUAAGUACCACCCAGAAGGUACAAAUUGACGAAUUAGAUUGUGAAUUGCUCGAAAGCAAAUGCAUCGCAAAAUCCGCAUCGACGCAAGCGAAAGUAAUCGGCGCAUUAGGUACAGGGGCUGCCAUCGCCUUGUCGGUUGGGAUUUCAAAGGACAAGAAAACUAAACCAAAUGAAGAGGAGGAAGAAGAAGAGGAAGAAUAUGACGAAUAUUAUCAAGAACCAGAAUAUUCAAAAAAGUUGUAUCGGAAACCCAAAAGUUAUUUCGAAAAUUUGAAAAGUUCGAUGGUUCCAAUCGAUGAGCAAUUCGAUGAGAUGCCCCGUAGUUUGUUGGGUCUUGCACUGAGAAGAAUAGCACAGCCAGCGGAAGGAACUUGCAGCUGUAGCGUCAGCAUUCCGUUACGAUUCCAGCAAGAAUGUUCAACGACUUGCCUGUCAUCCAAACGACUUUGCGGCAAUCAUUUUUGCACCCGUACAUCCGUUUUCAACGCUUUCCUGUAUCCAACCGGAAGCAAUAGCGAACUAACAACACAAACAUUUCUGUCCGUUAAUAACAAAGAUUGCGAGAAAUUAACUGCCGAUUGCAUCGCAUCGUCCGCCAUCGGCGCUGUGGCCAAAAUUGGCGCUGCUGCUGGACUGGCUGCUGCGGCUUUAUCAUCUGGAAUGGGAGCAGCCGCUAAACUUUUCAUAACUUCAAGUAACAAAAGCAAUGUAACAGCGAAGGAAAGUGAUGGCUUGCAUUCUAAUAAUACCAGUCGCACAUCGAAGAAAUUAAAAUAUUUUGAUUCUUUACUGAAAUCAAAAUCUUUAUUUUAUGAAAUCGGACCAUUCCUGGAAAGUUCAAUCGUUGAAGAAAAGAAUUUGGAAAGGUUUCCCCAAAAUAAUCUCUUUAGUUUAUUUGGUGGACGGGAUGAAUACGAUGAAUGUAAAAAAUGUACUUGCGAUGAUCCAAGUCCAACAGCGGGGACGAUAGGACGAGCUUGUAGCACAACUUGCACAAACAGAGAGACGUUGUGUUCCGGCUCUCGAUCCUGUUACCGGACCACCACCUUCAUGGCUGUUUAUUCGCUUUUUACUGGUUCGCGAUUUUUUUUUUAUGAUCCAGUGUUUGACACCGAAAUAUUACCCAUUUCCACCAUUUUAACCAGAACUUUUUCACAAAUCGACGAAGAAAGAUGUGAAAUUCUCGAGAGCCAAUGCAAUGCAGUUGAUACUUUGGCCAAGGCAAGGCAACCGGCGGCAGACGUGGCUGCCUUGUCGGUCGGAUUGGCCGCUGGACUUAUUGGAAUUGCCAUAAUUAAGGCUAAACAUAGCCAAGUGGACAAUGCAACAUACGAAGAAUAUGGUAAUUAUCCAUACGUACGAAGUCCUUAUGCUAUACGAAAAGGAAGACAAAGAAUGUCAUCAGUCAAAGGACAAAAUCAGAACGGAAUUGAAAUAUCGACUAACCUGCAAACAAGUGAAUUCGACCAACACAACGCUUCGCUGACCCCGCCUAUUAUUGAGAGUUCCAUGGAAGAAAUAUUGAAUGUCCCGACAUUUUUAAAAUUUGCUGGGCGACAAGCGGCAGAUUGCUCGUGUACUCUUGUUGGUGUUUUUCAGACGAGUUGUACAACUACCUGCUUGUCGUCUGAGCAACCGUGUGCUGGUGGAUACUGUACUCGAACUUCCGUUUAUGAGGCCAGCAAAUAUUUAAUGGGCCCAGAGUCGACGAUCUUUGGCACUUAUUCAUUUCUGUCUGUCAAUAAUAAAGAUUGCGAAAAGUUGCUAGUCGAUUGCAGUAUCUCAUCGUCAACUAUGGUGGCGGCGGGAAGAGAUGCCGCAAUCGCCGUUGGAGUUGCCGGAGGUUUAGCGGCCGGAAUUGCAGUGGCAGCUGUGGUCGUCGCCAAUAAUAACCAACAAAACAACAACAAUAAUAAUAAUAAUAUUCAACAAUCAGCUCAAAUCGCUAAUCAAACCCCCGCAAAUAAUUUACCGAUUCCAGUUGUCGGAUUAAGUUUUCCGGAUGACGGAAGUGGUGACAGUUCCAUUCGAUUUCCUGACGGAAAUAUUCAUCCAAUUUUCAGCAGAGGACCUUGUAAUCAAACUCAUUGGGUUACAGUCGACCCCAUUUCAUUACAGGGUGGAUGCACUCUUCGUCUCUGUGAGGAAGACAGAGUUUUCGUUGGCCGGACUGGCCUCUGCCAUGACGUCAACGAUCCACUUGAAUGUCAAGGAGGUCGACGUCUUUAUUACACGGCCUAUGGAGAUCCAAUAUGCGAUUGUCCAAUCGGACAAUAUCCGUUUCCAGACAGCACCAAAGACGAUUGCGUUUCAUUAUUCUCUCGAGGUCCCUGCCCAAAUCGCCAAGUGUUGGUUAUAACUGAGGACGGUCGACUGAGUUGCGAACCCCUCGAAUGUCAGUCGAUUAAUGGAGGAGAUGACGGCCGAUUCCAGCAGUUAGUUCCGGAUGAAAAAGGAACUUGUUUCGCUUUGGGUUCACGCGGACCUUGUUCAUCCACUCAACUGUUGGGUUACGACAUAUUCAAACGAAAAUUGCAGUGUGUUGUCGAUCCUUUCUCUCCUGAAUCUACAGCAUCUCAACAAAACGAACUGGUCGAUGCUGCAGAAAACAGGCAAUUGUAUUCGCAAGAUUACAUCAGUGAACGAAUUGGAUGGAUCGAAUAUUUAAUCAGCAUCAGUUUAUUGCAAAAAAGCAAAUUGAUGGAGCCAAUUGAGAGACAAGACACUGCAGGAAUUCUUCAAUUGCCCAGUUCCUUACCCGAUUCACUCCUUCAACCUUGUCGGACUGGAGCUCGGAGUGACAAUAAUUUCAAAUGCGCCAAUCCUUUAGUGUCUGAUUCCGGUUCUGGAGGGUCUCUUCCUCCGGUGCCUCCAUUAGUCACUUGUCCGACUGACAGUUACUUGACGGCAUCGGGUUCGUGCGUUGAUGACAGUCGAGCGGCCAGUUGCGGACCUUCGACUCGUUUUAACGAAGCAACUGGGCAGUGUCGAUCUUUAUUUUAGUCGGUUUUAUUAUUUAUUCUGAUUCGUACUCACGGAGGUGGUGGAAGUUAAUUUUAUUUUAUUUUCUCUGAUGAGGAUUGUUUAAUUGGAUGAAUGGAAUGUGUUGAUUACUCGGUUGUGGUGUCCCUGGAUCCUUUUUCACACAAUCAACAAAUCAUGGAAAUAAAAGGAUGAGAAAUCAAACUUU